AUGCAUCUUCCAGACCCAAAUGCCCAGGCCCUUGGCCCCAAUCUCAGCCCAGCAAAUAGUGGUCUUUUAACACUCCCAACUGAAAUUUUACUCAAGAUCACGGUCCUACUUGGCAACUCACAAAACAUGCUCCGUCUGGCCCAGGUCCACAGGGACCUUUAUCACAACAUACUCCACCAAGCUUGGGAACAGGACAUCAAGAUCACAGAAGAUUGCCGAAGCCUUAUGAAAAACGUCAAGCUCGGAAACAUCGACGGGGUGACGCGGGCAUGGGCCAUCACCCAACUGAAUACAAAGCGUCCGCAAUGGGCGUGGCCAUUUGGGCAGAUGAAUCCCUUGAUGGUUCGGAAGCUGCUCGACUUGGGGUGCAACGUUGAGACAUCGUCGCAAGCUUUCCAUCACAGCCGUGACGAUAGAUGGGAGAAGCCGUCGCCACUAUUGCAGCUCCUUUUGUUUAACCAGGGAAUCUCGAGACUGGAGGAGCACCCGUUGGGAUCAUGUAGCCGAGCAUGGUGGGUGGAUCGUCACGUCUACAGCCGUGACAUUGCUCUGGUGGAUGAAUGGUGCCGUGAAGCAUGUCAGCUGGCCGGUGUUUUGUGGGAAAUUGUGCAGAUUAUGGUUGACCACGGUGCCAAUGUCAACGCAGAGGCAAACUGUCUCGGCUCAAGCUACUAUGGGUGCUGCUCGCCGUUGAGCAUAGCAAUCAUUAGUGGCAUGCCAGCAGAGGUUGUUUCGCUGCUCCUCUGCCUUGGCGCUGGGCCCAUUCCAAAUCCCCGCCCAGCAACAAUAUUUGAUCUCACUACACUACUCGUGUACGCUGGCAUAUGGGACAGAAUCGAUCACAACAAGAGCCUCACAGUGCCAGUGUCGACAACGUUACUCAAGUGUGAAAACCCUCGCCCGGAACCUUCUGGCCCCAAGUGGAGCUAUUUCCAUGAACUUUUGCAAUUCAUAGGACACAUGCGUCAGGUCGGCCAAUUUUCCAUGGCCGAUAAAGCGAGUCUAGCACUUUUCAUCAGGAUUAUCGAUCUUGAAAUCGCCAUCAUGGCCGAUGACCCCGUUGAUAAACGCCUGUGGCUGAGGGGUAGGGACCAGCCUCAAAGGUUGACGCUGCUAGGGUCUCUGGUGCGAAUCAUGCGAGCACAUCGAAAACCGCAUCAUCUUGAUGUGGCCAUGGCUUACAUUUCGAUUCUGGUUCGUCAAAAGGGCGUAGACCCAAACGGGCCUCGCAACGGGUAUGACCCAGAAUCCCCUCUGCAUUUCAUCUGUGCGAUGAGUGUGAAGGAUGAACACAUCCCUACCAUAGUGUUAUUCUUGAAGUUCUUCCUUAGGCUUCCCGGUGUUGAUGUGAACCGGAUUGACAGAAGACUUUUCAAAAAGACAUCGCUGCAUAUUGCAUGCAACAGAAGAAAUGUCUGCAGGAAGUCAUUGAGACACUGCUAG
Pyricularia grisea is the source of this 1443-nucleotide messenger RNA. RefSeq lists its product as uncharacterized. NCBI's taxonomy places the organism in Eukaryota, Fungi, Ascomycota, Sordariomycetes, Magnaporthales, Pyriculariaceae. The transcript has 2 exons. Bases 1 to 1443 code for a protein of 480 amino acids. The record is from RefSeq and is a predicted model, not a curated record.